UGAUUGUUGCAGCUCUUCAAACUAGCUGCUGGAGAACAGUGCAAGAUUUGCAGAGGCAAAUGGAUGAAUACUAUUAUACACCCAGUUCAGGUGAUAAUUACUCCUAUGAAGAUGUUUUUAAUGAAAGCAAUGUCUGUGAAAUGGGCAGCUAUUUUGUAUUUUACACCCAUCUCUCUACUGUCCUCUACACUCUGGCAUUUUUACUCAGCCUGCUUGGAAACAGCCUAGUGUUGUGGAUCCUAUUCAAAUACGAAAACCUCACAUCUUUAACGAACAUCUUCAUCAUUAAUCUCUCUGUCUCUGAUUUAGUCUUCUCCUGCAUGCUGCCUUUCUGGGCAGUGGACCAGUCCUUUGGGUGGAUUUUUGGUGAGUUCCUCUGCAAGGCAGCAAAUGCUGUUUUCUCCAUCGGCUACUACAGCGGUGUUUUCUUUCUGACACUCAUGACGAUCCUGCGGUACUUGGCUGUAGCGAACCCACUUUCAACCUUGAGAUCCCAGAUGCAGCGCUGUGGGUUUCUGGUGAGCUUGGCUGUUUGGACUGGUAGUACAUUAAUUGUGGUUCCUGAGGUUAUCCACACCACAGUGCAAGAAAACCUGGGGGACAAGAUCUGUGAUUAUGAUGAUUGGAAAUGGAAGAAGGUGGACGUUUAUCAAAGAAAUGUACUCUUCCUGCUUUCCUUUGGGGCUAUUGUAUUCUGUUAUGUCAAGAUACUGAUAAUCCUGCUCGGAUCAAGAUCUCGCAGAAAGCACAGAACUGUGAAACUCAUCCUCACCAUUGUGCUGGCUUUUUUCCUGAGCUGGGCACCUUACAACAUCCUCAGCUUUCUGACUACUUUUCCAUCACCCACCUGUCAGUAUGAAAAAGACUCCAACCUUGCCUUUUACAUCAGCCGUAAAAUCGCUUUCUUCCACUGCUGCCUCAACCCUGUGCUCUAUGUCUUUGUUGGAGUCAAGUUCAAGAGGCAUUUGUUCCGUUUAUGCAGUCAGUAUUCACCCUGUGGCCACAAACAAGUCUCCAGCCCCAGGGUCUGCUCUCAAGGCAAAUUCCACUAUGAGAAUGCAUCCAUCUACUGAAGCAAGACCUCACUUGUAGCACUUACCCUGGAUGAGCUUUCCAAUUCUAAAAGCCAUGGAUAACCUCUAAUUCUUAGAGGCACUUCCCUGAGAAAGACACAUAAAUUUACCUUUGCAAACAUGCUGUGUAUGGAAAGUCACAACAAAAUGUACUUGCAGUGGGAUGGGGAGCUAAGGAUGCUGCGAAAUGACUUCAUGGGCCUGUAAGUCUUAUCUUUAUGUUUUGUGCAGUGAGAUGGGUUUUCUCCCAUGUAUAGUUUCUUUUUAAAAGCAAAAGAAAUAUGUUCACUUUUUCUUUGGGAGCUGAAACAUUGGGUUUUAACACAAGCAGCGUUACAUGUUGCUUUGUCACCUGACUUAGAAUACAUGGGUUGUAUAUAGCAAUGGACACAUCUAUUUCUAUAGCCUCUAAGGAUUUACAGUGUUUAUCAGUGCUGAACUCAUUGGUUAUCUCUUCUGGGGACCCUCAGGAUUAACUGGCCUGAUAAUAGCUACAAAAACUCUGAGUCUCUGAAGUUCUCAGCACAAAUGUUCUUUUAUCUAUUAGUGUAUAUAUAUAUAUAAGUAGCUUAGUGUAAAAGCAGUCUUUCAGAUCUGAAAUGGGAAGUUUAGGAGAGCUCUAGAAGGAACACAAGCUGUUAAGCAGACACUUCACUAGGAUAGUAGUUUUCCUCCUGUUACUUCAGGCACCUUCCAGCCUCUGAAUAUCCCUUCAGGAGUUUGCAGAGGAUCAGCAGCCCAUCCUCACAGCAGCACAGGAGCAUAUUUGCCUCCAAAUGCUCUCUCCCUUUCUCCUUUUGCAACGGAGCUGAGAAGACUUAAACUUUCUAAGAAGGUUAUAGCACAAGUCAGUCCUGGUAUCCUAUUACUACAGAUAUUGCCUAAAACUUAAAAAAAUUGAACAGGUUACUCAUUAAUCCCAAAGUGUUCAGACAAAUGGAAAGGCAGAGGUUGCCAUGUGUUUUGUGGUGAAGACCAGCCUUUGGCUCUCGUCACCUGAUAAAGAGGCAUUUGAAAUGGAUGUGGCUGUUUCUGUGCUCUUCAAGAGACUUUGGACUGGAGACUCAAUACCCUCAAUUAUGAACAGACAACCUACUGAAGGACUAAUGAGUCCAAAUUCUUCUUCUGUUUUGCUAAGCCAGGACCACAUCACAGGCACCAGCAAAGCUCUGCAAGAGGAAAAUGCUACGAUGAGGAGUGAAAGGUCUCGUGCAACUACAUCAUUUCAACAAACUGUCCUUCAACUCCUGGCACUAGAGCUAUCCUACCCUGAAAUCAAUACAUUUUACACGUCUCUAAAAAACAGUCAAGAAUUAACAGAAGCAAUAAAAUGAGAGAUUGAAAUACCCUGCUUUGUGCAGGCUUGAACAGGUUAUUUAGUUGUCUGUAGCUUGAGCAUGUUUUGUUACAGUAUGUCUGAGCAUGUAAAGGGAAUACUUAAUACUGCCCACUUGUACGGCUACCUACCAUAACCAAAGUAACUCAGAAUGUGGAGAUUUCCCCUCCUCACCUA
This is a messenger RNA of Neopsephotus bourkii (Bourke's parrot), 2586 nucleotides long. It is a transcript of the gene XCR1, whose product is annotated as X-C motif chemokine receptor 1. Gene Ontology annotation, cellular component: membrane. The coding region runs from base 60 to 1073 and encodes 337 amino acids. The transcript has a single exon. The record is from RefSeq and is a predicted model, not a curated record. Gene Ontology annotation, molecular function: chemokine receptor activity. Lineage: Eukaryota; Metazoa; Chordata; Aves; Psittaciformes; Psittacidae. Gene Ontology annotation, biological process: G protein-coupled receptor signaling pathway; immune response; chemotaxis.